UGGUAAUACGGAAGAAGAGGAAGCGCUGCUCCAGAUAAACAAACAAGAAGUAUGGCGGCGUGUUAAAGUGCAACACAAUGCGACCCGCUGUUAUAAUCAGUUGUGUUUUACUUAACGUCCUUCGGACAGGUCAGUUGGCUCUUAUAAAAACAGAGGAGACUGUGUUGGCAGCAGUGGGACACCAAGCCUCUCUAAGCUGUCAGCUCACUGAACCUAAAGAUGUCCUCCAAGUCACCUGGCAGAAAGUCCUUCAUGAUGGGGAGAUGAAUCUCGCCACCUUCACCAAGAGACAUGGUUCUAGGGUGAGACCUGAUCUGGAUGGGAAGAUGGAUUUUCAGCAGGAAGCUCUGCAGAGCUGCUCCGUGGUGAUCAGGAAGGUGACGGAGCAGGAUGAAGGCUGCUAUCGAUGUUUGUUUAAUACGUAUCCUAGUGGAGCCCUAAUAGGCAAGACCUGCCUCACACUCUAUGAGCUGCAUGAACCCAUCCUUGAUGUCAGAAGAUCAAACUCUCCUGCAGAGUCAGUUGUGUCCUGUUCAGCCACAGGUCGACCUGCUCCCUCUGUAACACUGACUGUUCUCCACCAGAACCUCAGCUUCUCCCAGUACACCUCCACCAGUGUGACCAACAGCAACGGUACGGUCACCAUCACCACCACAGCUCUGCUGUCAGCUUUCAGCAGCACAGAGGUUGGAUGUUCAGUGUCAGUUCUCUCUGCUGCUCCCAGAGAGCUGCUGGUCACCGUUCCUGGACUCACAGAGACGUCUGAAGAUGGGUGGAGUGUAACUAUUGUACUGGUGUUGAUCUGUGGAUCUUUGGUGGCUUCAGUCAGCAUUUUCUGCUGCAGAAAAAUGCAUCAUAACAGGAAGCUUCAAGUGGUGAAAGAAACUGAAGAACAAACCAAACAUGCUCCGUGUGUGGAACAGUUUAAGCAAGAAAAGAUCACUAGGAAGGUGACGUGUCAACUGAUUAAGAGAUCAUCCAGCAAGCAACCAUCACCAAUAACCCCAACAACACCUGAUGUAGAAAGCUGCUCACCUGAAGAUAUAAAUCUUCAUCAAAAACUGAAAGGCAGGAAAUCUUCUUAAUAUUAUGAAUCACUCGGACUUGUUUUCGUCUAUGAAUAUACUUUGUAAUCAUGUAUUUCUGUAUCAUAUUUUCAUACAUUUUUAAAAUAAUAAUAAGCCAGAACAUCUGUGUGAAUUUCCUAGCCUAGAAAAAAAAAAUUAAAAAGCAGCAUAGAUUAAUUUCCGUGGGCUAGAAAUGAUACUAAUGUGUAAAAAAUUGCUAAGAAACUGAUUUGAUACUUACAUGCAAUCAGACUGCAAGUGCAGUUAAUGUUUCUUUUGUUGGGAACAGAUUUUUCUACCAAACUCUGUCUCUGUGUUGACUUAUUCAUGCUAAUGUGAUAUAAGGGGGGUAGGUUCUCAAAUAGUGUCAGAAGAUAGUUAAAGCAUUCUUUAUAUUUUUGUAUAUCUAGAUUUACAGUAUUUUGAACUAUGUUAAGGUGCCUUGUUUGUACAUUUUUAUGUAUAUAUUAAAAAUAAAGAGAAAACGUUUUAUGUUAAAUCAA
Girardinichthys multiradiatus is the source of this 1570-nucleotide messenger RNA. RefSeq names its product OX-2 membrane glycoprotein-like. NCBI's taxonomy places the organism in Eukaryota, Metazoa, Chordata, Actinopteri, Cyprinodontiformes, Goodeidae. Bases 78 to 1085 code for a protein of 335 amino acids. The record is from RefSeq and is a predicted model, not a curated record. The transcript has 6 exons. Gene Ontology annotation, molecular function: cell-cell adhesion mediator activity.